Molecule: messenger RNA, 980 nt
Organism: Coregonus sp. 'balchen'
Lineage: Eukaryota; Metazoa; Chordata; Actinopteri; Salmoniformes; Salmonidae
Source: the annotation of a GenBank genome assembly
CUGUUCCACCGUGCCAUCAUCCAGAGUGGCUCAGCCCUGUCCAGCUGGGCGGUCAACUACCAGCCCGUGAAGUACACCCGUCUGCUGUCUGAGAAGGUGGGCUGUAACGUUCUGGAUACCCUGGACAUGGUGGACUGUCUGAGGAAGAAGAGCGCCAGGGAGCUGGUGCAGCAGGACAUCCAGCCAGCACGCUACCAUGUAGCCUUCGGACCGGUUAUAGAUGGAGACGUCAUACCUGAUGAUCCAGAGAUCCUCAUGGAGCAGGUGGGGGACCUCUGGGGUGGUUCUGUUGCUUUGUUUGUUUGUUAUUUGACUUUGUUUAUUCGGUUUUUUACUUGAACAGAUCAAGAGAAAAAACAUACACACACAAACAUCCCCAUAAUAGUAAUUAUGUAAAGUCAACUAUAUACAUAACAACUGUAAUCAAAUUUAGGUCAAAGUCAGUUGUCACACAAAAUAAUGCAUUUUCAACACAUUUCGUUAUUUCCACACAGGGAGAGUUCCUGAAUUAUGACAUCAUGCUGGGAGUCAACCAGGGGGAGGGGCUUCGCUUCGUGGACAACGUGGUCGACUCAGAGGACGGCAUCUCCGGCAAUGACUUUGACUUUUCCGUGUCGGACUUCGUUGACAGUCUCUACGGUUACCCAGAAGGCAAAGACACUCUGAGGGAGACCAUCAAGUUCAUGUACACGGACUGGGCAGACCGCGACAACCCCGAGACACGACGCAAGACGCUGGUCGCUCUGUUCACCGACCACCAGUGGGUGGAGCCGUCGGUGGUGACGGCGGACCUCCAUGCCCGUUACGGCUCGCCAACGUACUUCUACGCCUUCUACCACCACUGCCAGAGUCUGAUGAAGCCGGCCUGGUCGGACGCAGCCCACGGGGACGAGGUACCCUACGUGUUCGGGAUCCCCAUGAUCGGACCCACAGACCUGUUCCCCUGUAACUUCUCCAAGAACGACAUCAUGCUCAGUGCU